Molecule: messenger RNA, 2178 nt
Organism: Dufourea novaeangliae
Lineage: Eukaryota; Metazoa; Arthropoda; Insecta; Hymenoptera; Halictidae
Product: ataxin-7-like protein 1
Exons: 6
Coding region: 314-2110 (598 amino acids)
Source: RefSeq, a predicted model, not a curated record
CAACGGAGAGAGAGGCGAGAGUAGAAAUCCUCGGAUCCGUGAGAGAUGUUUCACGACAGGGGCAUGCCAGACGGGAUCCGCGUACGGUAGCUUUUUUCCAUUCAUUUAAAUAGGGGACGCCGUGACCAUUACGGGGGCUAAAUGUGUCCAAGAAAUCGGCGUGUCGAGGGAAAGGCAGACUGCACGCGACUCGCCGCCGCCGCCGCCGCCGUACCUGACAGUCCACGCGGCCCGGCCCCAAAACACUUUCGCCUCGCUAUAUACACACGAGAAAUCGCAUCGUGUUUCAUUCAGAACGCGAGCGCCACUGGCAAUGUCGGGAAGUGACAGCCCAACAUUCUUUCACGGCCAGCCCUGGUCCAGCUGGAUCGAAAGAAUCGGACGAGACAAGCCGUUGAGCGAUGAAGAAACAGAAGGACAACUUUCCAGCUCAGUCACACGCCUUGCGGCAGAAGACAUUGAUUUAUAUGGAUUCUGCCCUGAAAGAGAUACUUUUUACACGGUAGUAUGCGAAACAUGCCAUGCCAUAGUCAAACCACAAGCUCUUAUUCAGCAUAUGGAAAGUCGCCAUCCUUCCGGCACGGUCAGUUUCCCGCCUCCCUCCACCCCGGCCGUAAAGCCACCCGUGAAAACGCCUUAUUGCAAAGUCUCGAAACUGAAAAAGACCCAGUCGUCGUCGCCGCAGAUCCCGGCCGGGGCGGUCAAGAUCAAUCACACGAGCGUGAAACGGCCCGGGGAGCAACAACAACAACAACAACAACAACAGCCGAGCGUUCCAACGAGCAUAACGACAUCGUUACCGAUCCCAUCGUCGCCACGAUCGCCGCUCGAGUCUUUGCCACCUGUACAGACCCCGAACACGACCAGCGGUGGCACGUCGUCGGUUUCUUCGAGCCCUGUGAAAAGCCCUAACACAUCGACGGGCAGUGGUCAGCCACGGCGGAAAAGGCUCAAAACUGACAGGUCGUUGCUCAAGGACCGAGAGUAUGAUCCCGACCGUCAUUGCGGGGUCUGGAACGAUGAGACCGGGAAGCCUUGCACCAGGUCGCUCACCUGCAAGGCUCACACGGUCUCGUUACGUAGGACGGUCCUCGGCCGGAGCAAAACGUUCGACAAGCUCCUCGCUGAUCACCGGGCGGCGAAGGAGCUGCCGGGCCGGCCGACGAAGGUGACCGUGACCGGCACCGUAACCGUCUCAUCCUCGACCACUAGCCUGAAUCCCCUAACGCCGAACACCCCCGCGUUGACCGUCGAGGCGGACGCGCCGAGCUCGCCGCCCGUUCUCUCGCUGCCAGACACGUAUCCACUGCCAAAGGCUGUUGAUUUGCUUUAUCGGUGUCUGGCCCCGCAUGGCUCCGCUAAACCUACAAAGCUCGAAGAGGACUUCGCGAACGAGGAGCUGAGAAGCCUGGAGUCGUCGAUCGUGAACUCGACCGGCUCGUCGCAGUCGAGCUCGAUGAUGGCCCCGAUAUCGGUGGUGCUGCCAUCGUUGUCGCCGUUGCCAGCUACCAACAACGACGAGUCCACGGUGGCCACCUUGAUACCGAGCACAGCGUCCCCGGUGAUACCGGUUGUGCCAGCGACACUGCCAGCGACCUGUACACAACCAUCGUUGGUCACCACCGUGAUGGAAGCGGAAACGCCUGUGGACAUCGACACGGAAACGGCCAUGACCAUUUACUCUCCCGUCUACAAGGACAAGUCCCAAUUGGUGAUGCAGCUACCACGUUCGAACAAUAUCGCUCAUUCGCCCAUAUCUAGGAGUUACCAGGUUCAAGCCUCGAUGCCCAGUCUGAUCUUCGAACCGAUGGAACAGCUCGAGCAACUGGAGCAGCUGGAACAACAACAACACCCGCCCCAGAUCAACGGGAAGAGACUGAAUCACUCGACCCAUCCGAGUCCUGUCAGCCAACGGCAACCGAAGAGAACGAAACACGACUACCAGCAGGAUCUGUCCACAGCGAUACAGGUCGAAGCGACGACAGCGUCCUCACCGUAUCCCCAUUUCGGGGAUAUCUCGUGGUCGAACUGUCAUCCAGAGCCGCUGGCUGUCAGCCGGUGGCUUCGUAUCUCGUCCAGCCGUAAGCAGUACAACUUUAAUAUUCACUGACACAAGACCCCACCCACUCCAGGCUGAGGAUCCACGCGCCACAGGCGCGUUAUUCUCUACCUCCUGUU